Molecule: messenger RNA, 2359 nt
Organism: Pungitius pungitius (ninespine stickleback)
Lineage: Eukaryota; Metazoa; Chordata; Actinopteri; Perciformes; Gasterosteidae
Exons: 3
Coding region: 424-1080 (218 amino acids)
Biological process (GO): negative regulation of BMP signaling pathway
Cellular component (GO): AMPA glutamate receptor complex
Molecular function (GO): protein binding
Source: RefSeq, a predicted model, not a curated record
GCAACACAAAUUGAGACCUUGUAACAAAUGGGAAAAUACAUACCGAUUCCGGUGCUUUUCACGCUGCCGGAAUGUGCACAUAAUACGCACAAUAGGCCCCUUGUGCUCAAGUUAAAGUCAGUAAUGGGCCUAACACUUUGAACAUGUUAAAUUGGGGGAGGGACAAAAGUCUUUUCAGACGGGAGUCUGGACACUACAGCGGCAGAGAAUAUAACUUCCCCUCUUUGUGCCCCCCCCCGCCUCCGCCCCACCCAACCUCCGCCCCCAUCCGGGCACUUUACAGUGCUAAACUUCUGGGAAGAGCGCACCGAGGUAACGCCGAGGAUCCUCGCGACUAUGUAACGCAUUGUGAGUGAACUCCCUUCCAAAUACCAACCUUUCCUUUCCCUUCCCGGCGAGGUGGCCCACUGUUCAUCUGCCGCCAUGGCCCUCACUGAGCGCGCUUUACGCGCGGCCGCUUUGGCGCUGGUGCUUUGCGCGCAGGCCGCUUUCGGCUUCUCGGUCGCCGGACAGCAGGAAAGCACCUGCGACGCCAACGGCAGCGUGUACUUCGUGGGGGAAUGGUAUUUUCUGGACUCCGACCACUGCACCCAGUGCGAAUGCACCGCCGAGGGCUCCGCGUGCUCCCGCACGGAGUGCACCUCUCUGCCGGCGGCGUGCAUCCACGUGAGCCACUACCCCACCGACUGCUGCCCCCGGUGCGAAAAGAUCGGCUGUGAGUACCGAGGAGUGGUGUAUGAGCUGGAGCAAAACUUCCAGCCUUCAGAAUGCGAGCAGUGUACUUGUGACAGUGACGGCAUCGCCCGCUGCCUGGUGGCAGAUUGCGCCCCUCCACCUUGCGUCAACCCCGCCUACCAGCCUGGGAAAUGCUGCCCUGAAUGCGGGGACGGUCCCAACUGCUACGCGGAUGCGUCACGCGGCCGGGUGAUCCCCGCGGGGGGGCCCGUCUGGGUCGACUCCUGCACCAAGUGCCGCUGUCACGACGGUCAGGACGCCGGCUACUGGGAGGGGAACCGCGUCGCCACCUGUUCCCGCCUCAAGAGCUGCGCUCCGGAAGCGGCCUCCGCCGAGACCAACUGAGAAGCAGAGCCCUCACUCCACCCCUCCUCCCCGUGGCCCAUCAAGUACACUCCUUCCAUCUCCAAAGAACACGCCGAACCCUGCUGAGAGGGGACGAUGUGCGACUUCAAAAUGCAUGUCUUUUGGCAAGAGAACUGAGCACGAACCAGGCAGCCAUUCCACAAGGGAUUUUUUUUUCUUUUUCAAAGGCUUCUGUGAUAUUAGUGAGACUUUGGUGCACACUAAUAGGCCUGGAUAUUACAAAAACACGGUCUAAAUCCACAGCGACGUUACGGGCCGGUCAGGUGGGACUCCUUUGGGGAUUUUUACUUUCUAAUCCCCUCAAAGAGUUUUAGUUUUUAAAGCUUAUUUUAGAUAAGCAAUUUGAAUGUUAAUCUCUAAUGUUUUUUGGGGUCGUCGUGUACACACAGCCCCUGAAUCCAUAAAAUCUUAAUUGAUUUAGUUUAUUUUCCGGCCCGUGGCGCCUAUUGCCACAUGUUAUUUUAUGUUUGAUCAAAUUAUCACUAGCUAACGUGACACCUGGUGGCCGGGUGCCUGGUGCUGUUUGUGGGAAGAGCAACACCAACUGAUACUUAAAUUCGCCCUCACUUAAAGAAGACUGGAUACGACGCUAUAAGAAGAGGAAUCGGAGUCCUUGAAAACCACUGAAAACGGUGGUUAUGAAGUCAAAUGUAUUACAACGGUCUGUCUUUAAAAUGUGGACUGUGUGAUGUAAAUAUAAGAUGUUUGAUUUACAGGGUGUCAAUCAUCAAGUGUAACGUCUGCACUCCUACUGAACACAUAAUAAUAAUAACUCCUGUAAAUUCUACACUAAUCGAAAUAUAACUAAUGACACUAUGGUUCAACUGUACUGUAGUUGCAGGCAAGAGCGAAGGUUAUUUUCUUCUUGAGCAUAACUGUUUUUCUCUAGAAACAAUGUGUAGCUUUUCUUAGAAACCGCCUUCCAUCGUUGUCAAUGGGUCUAUUUGUAAUGAAAAAUAAGUGCAUUGUAAUUUUCUAUACGUUUAUCAGAAAAAGAGCUUUGUCCUCUUUUUGUUUUUCAUUAUUUACCACUUUAAUCAUGAGGGACUUUUGGAUGAAAACCCCAAAUAAUCUGCACACAUGUAGUGGCGAAAAAAAAGCCCAAGAUGUCAAACUAUUCUUUUCAAGUGAAGUUGAAUUUUCCUUCCAAUCAUGAAAAGGAACCGAUAUGAAAAACCCUCAUAAAUCCCCCGCUGUGUAACGCUGGUAGUGUGCCCCGGCGUCUUUUAACAUAUCCCAAAUUAAAACGUUAAGCAUC